CAUUCUAAAGAAAACAAAACACAGCUCAGGACCCUUCUAUGUUUAUGAGCUUGUAGUGAGAAACCAAAGUAAAGGCUCUCCUCCUUUCCCUGUAGCAACAUAUGUGACAUGUGACCACACAACUGCGUCUGUAUGGUAUUUUCUUAGUUCAUUUCAAACUGAUCAUGUCAGACUUCAUGGACACAGAAGCACAAAACCAGUGAUGUUUGUGUGUGAUGGCUCUAUGGUCCUCAUGCAGGCCAUAUCACAAGUAUUUUGCCAAACAAACCUCAAUGAUUUGCUGCUGAAGUACUUCAACAUAGUAACUGGAAAAGGCACUGUAGAAGACUUCAGUCACCCCAUUCUUCACCGCUGUUUAAGCCACAUAAUGAAGAACGCAAAAACGCUGUGCAAAAAACAUGUACCCAAUCAUUACAAGCUGGCCAUGCACACAUUUGGCCUUUUGACUUCCGCAAGCUCAUUGGCAGACCUGGAUGAAAUGCUUCUCAGCUGCACUGUACUGUUCUCCAGCCCAUGCAGUUCUGAGAAUGUUGAGAAAAACUUUCUCAACCUACAAACAAUGCUAACUGCUUUUGGAGACUCACCUGUCAAUGACAAGAUGAUUGUUGCUGUGGACUUUGAGGACAUCACAUUUCAAACUCCUUUUCGGAGACAUUUCAGGACUGUCAUCGAAAGUGCACCCCUAGACCUAGAAGGGCCUCCCAAUGAGUACUAUUCCAAGACGUUCAUCAAUUCCCUGGCUACAAACUUCUUGCCUCAUGCAGCACUGUGGACCAGUAUGAUGCUGGGUGACCUGGGAAGGCAUGGCAAAGGACUUCCUUAUGAAAAUUUUUCCAAAAAAUUUUCCAAAAUUUCAAAAAAGACUGCCCAGAAUUUCACAAAAGACAAUAAGACCCAAGGGAUUAUGGAGAAGAGCCAGUGGGAUCUUAAACAAAUCCGCUUUCAAAGACGACGCCUGACGAGACUUGAUGACUUUGUCACAACAUACCAGGACACACACAUUGCUCUUUUAAGAGAAUUUGCUGAUGUGGAAAAAACAAGAAGAAGGGUGUACAGAAUACAGACAGAGAAGUGGAAGCAAAGAAAGAGAAACAAGAGGGGAGUUUAUGUCAGCCCUAUAAGAACCCCAUUUCUCUUGAAAUCAAAACAAGUUUCAAAGGAGACAACAUCUUCAGUGACUACCGCAUGUGUCUUACCCGAAGCUAACAUCCAGGAGUCAAAAACAGCCAAGUCCCCAGAUAAUGACAAGCUAAAAAUACCUUCUUCUGAGAGAGAUCUGGUGACAUUGAUUACGUCUACUCCGUCCACAUCUUGUGAACCUUCAACUUCCCUGGUUCAAAGAGAGAAAAAAACAACAAAGAAAAAAAGAGGGACAGUUCAUACUGAGAAAAGCUCAGUAAAGGAAACUGCAGAGAAGAGGGGAAACCACGGGCCAAUCUGGGGAAAUUAUUCACCCCAAGGAGUAAUUCCCACUGGCAGAUUGUCUAGACCAGUAUCCAUUCACCAUGACCAGAUGAUAAGCAUUCUGGAUCCCCACACAUGGCUAACAAGUGAUGAAAUGGAUUCGGCUUCCUAUUACAUGGCACAGAAAUAUGCUAGUACUGAUGGCUUUCAGUCGUCCCUUCUUUUUUCAGCACUUCGCCGUGGAGGCAUUGUUGGUACACCAAGAAAGCCAUUUGUCCAGAUACUAAACAUCAAUGAUAAUCAUUGGAUUGCUGCAAGCAACAUUUUUUGUGGGUCAAAUGAGGUGUGCAUUUACGACAGCUUGAACACAACAAUUAAUAAGACAACCCAACAAAUGCUCUCUUGGAUGCUUCGGCCAGAGGCACCGCAUUUUGUCCUUAGAAAACCUGCUGUGCAGAUUCAGCACUCGGGUAGUAACUGUGGAGUUCUUGCACUGGCAUUUGCGGCAGCUCUCUGUGAACGUAUUAGGCCUGAAGAGUGCCAAUUCAGGGAGAAAGAACUCAGGCAAAGACUCUACAGAGGAUUGGUGGAAAAAAGAGUGCCAGAAUUUCCUUUUGAAAAAGCACAGGCAAAGCCAGAAAGGGAGGCAGUUCAAGUUGAAGUCUAUUGUGUUUGUAGAACCUCACACAACAAUGAGGUGAUGGUCCAAUGCAGCAAGUGCAAUGCCUGGUACCACCCAAACUGUGUUCCUGUCCCCAGCAGUGCCUUGGACACAACAAUGGAGGAAUGGCACUGUCAAAAUUGUAAAGCAUGAAGGACUGUGGAAAGCAGGUGUAAAAUACCAAGCAGGGAAAUUGUGCUUUUCUAAAUCACCUAAAGUGUGUUUGUGUGUGUGUGUAAUUAAAUAUGUUAAAGUUUGUGGUGAAAAUGAGUGAUUUUGGU
Molecule: messenger RNA, 2346 nt
Organism: Astyanax mexicanus (Mexican tetra)
Lineage: Eukaryota; Metazoa; Chordata; Actinopteri; Characiformes; Acestrorhamphidae
Exons: 9
Coding region: 203-2218 (671 amino acids)
Biological process (GO): proteolysis
Molecular function (GO): cysteine-type peptidase activity
Source: RefSeq, a predicted model, not a curated record